Messenger RNA from Closterium sp. NIES-65, 1791 nucleotides. The record is from the annotation of a GenBank genome assembly. NCBI's taxonomy places the organism in Eukaryota, Viridiplantae, Streptophyta, Zygnematophyceae, Desmidiales, Closteriaceae.
AUGGCGACGUUCGGGACUGUCACAGCGACGCAACCGCACAAUCCCAACAAGGAUAUCGAGGUGGCCCAGCCGCCCAAUGACGGCAUCUCCAGCAUGUGCUUCAACCCCAAGGCCAACUUCCUCGUUGCCACGUCAUGGGAUAACCAGGUGCGGUGUUGGGAGAUUCAGGGCAAUGGAGCCAGCGUGCCAAAGGCAGGAACAGCACACGACCAACCCGUGCUCUGUUCAGCAUGGAAGGACGACGGCACGACAGUGUUUUCAGGCGGGUGUGACAAGCAGGCCAAGAUGUGGCCGCUCAUGUCAGGAGGGGCAGCGAGCACGGUGGGCGUCCACGAUGCACCCAUCUGCAAGAUGGCAUGGAUUGCCGAGAUGAACCUGCUUGUUACCGCCAGCUGGGACAAAACAAUCAAGUACUGGGACACGCGCCAGGCCACCCCUGCACACACACAGGCGCUGCCCGAGCGGCCGUACGGGCUGAGCGUGCGACACCCCCUCAUGGUCGUGGCCACUGCGGAUCGCCACAUCAUCGUGUACAACCUCGCAUCGCCACAGACGGAGUACAAGCGGGUGAUCUCGCCCCUCAAGUACCAGACGCGCUGUGUGGCGACCUUCCCCGACCGCAGUGGGUACCUGGUGGGGUCCAUAGAGGGGCGCGUGGCCGUGCAGCACGUGGAGGAGAACCAGCAGCAGAAGAACUUCACCUUCAAGUGCCAUCGGGAUGGCAACGACAUCUACGCGGUUAACUCGAUUGAUUUCCACCCGCAAUUCGGCACGUUCGCAACAACAGGGUCGGAUGGGGCGUACAACUUUUGGGACAAGGACAGCAAGCAGCGCCUAAAGGCCAUGCAGCGCUGCAGCCUGCCCAUCUCCUGCAGCGCCUUCAACCAUGAUGGCACCAUCUUUGGAUACGCUGUGAGCUAUGACUGGAGCAAAGGCGCCGAGAACCACAACCCUGCCGUCAACAAGAACUACAUUCUGCUGCACGCAACCCAGGAAAGCGAAGUGAAGGCUAAACCGAAAGGAGCCUCCUUGCGAGUUCGCGCCUCGACGCCAGUGGAUUAUGACUCCUCACAGGAUGCGACCGAGACGGAGGAGGAGGGAGCCGAGUCCGCGCCGCACUCUAUUGAGCGCAUCUUGAAGCAGGCGGCGGACGCGUAUCAGUCGGAGGACGAGGCGGCGGUGGCGACAGUGGAGGCGCAGCUGCGCGCCAUGGAAGCCGACCGCCAGGGCCUCGCGGAGCGCCUCGAAUCGCUCACGGCCGAGAUCUCAACAGCCAAGGACCGCUUUCUGAGGCUGAAUGCCGACUUUGACAAUUUCAGGAAGCGGUCGGAGCGGGAGAAGCUGGCCAUGGCAGCCACGGUGCGCAGCGACGUGGUGGAGGCGCUGCUGCCUAUGAUCGACUCGUUUGAGCGCGCCAAGGACGGCGUCAAGGCGGAGAGCGAGGCGGAGAAGAAGAUUGACGGUGCCUACCAGGGGAUUUACCGGCAGUUUGUGGAGGUGCUGCGGGGGCUUGGCGUGGCUGCGGUGGAGACCGUUGGCAAGGAGUUCGACCCCAAUGUGCACGACGCCAUCAUGAGGGAAGACUCCACAGAGUUCCCUGAGGGGGUGGUCAUUCAAGAAUUCAGGAAGGGCUUUGUCAUCGGAGACAAGCUCAUCCGCCCCUCCAUGGUCAAGGUCUCCGCUGGCCCAGGGCCUGCUGGUGAUGCUGCUGCUGCUGAUGGUGCUGCUGCUGGUGCUGCUGAGGGUGCGUCGGAUGGAUCGGAAGCAGAGGGCGGGGAGAAGUCGGAGUAG